GGACUAUGUCAGCGGAGCCUGGCAGGGACCAGGUGUCCAGGCCAAGAUGCUGCUUCGUGGUCUCUGGCUCUUCCUCGCUGCACAGCUGGCGGCUCUCCAUGGCAGCUCUGUACUCCAUCAGAGUCCUACGUACAAGCAGGUUCAGACCAACCGAAUGGUGAAUCUGUCCUGUGAAGCCAAAUCUUCCUUAUCUAACCCACGCAUCUUCUGGCUGAGACAGCGCCAGGACCCAGUCAUUCACUACGAGUUCUUGGGCGUCUUGGAUUCCUCCAAAAGGCUUGUGUAUGGCGAGGGUGUGGAGCAGGAGAAGCUAACUGUGUCCCAGGAGGGGACCCGAUCCGAUCUCAGUCUCAUCAAUGUGAAGCCUUCGGACAGUGGAAUGUACUUCUGCAUGACCAUAGGGAACCCCGAGCUGACCUUUGGGAAAGGAACUCAGCUGAGUGUCGUUGAUGUCCUUCCCACCACUGCCCAGCCCACAAAAAAGACCACCCCCAAGAGAACAACGUGCCGGAACAUGAGCCGGGUGACCCGGAAAGGCCUGCCCUGUGUCCCCCUUAUCCUCGGUCUGCUACUGGCCGGUGUCCUGAUUCUGCUGGUGUCCUUGGGUGUGGCCAUCCACCUAUUCUGCCGUCAGAGGAGAGCCCGGCUUCGCUUCAUGAAACAGUUUUAUAAAUGAGCAGAGAAUAUGCUUUUGGUGUCCUGCUAUCAAAAUACGUUGGUCAGUAAUGAGUGAGAUCCGGAAACAUGAGAGAGAAAGGACACUCUGAAUGGAAAUUUCACUGACCUGCUGAAGCUGCCUGCUUUUAACUACUGCACAUUCUUUCUGUGGGCCUUGUGCAUGGGAGCAACUUGUUAGUUGGUCAUCGGAAGUCUUAGAGAGAAGGCUUCAGAGCCCCAGGUCACUUCCUGCAACUCAAGGGCCCACUGGAGGAUUGAGUAAGAAAUGCCGCCUAUGAUACCACUUCCGGCUCCUGCAUUCACCCUGGGCUGGGCCAGGGCCUUUGUGUUGGCUGUCCACCCAGGUUCUUGCAAGUUGCUUUGCCCUAAUAGGGCAGUGACAUUGAGUCCUGAAUCAUGGAAUAGUGCUGGAAUGGCUCUCCCUUGUUCUUCCCAGGCUGGGGUGACUGUCCCCACAGAGAGCAUGAGAGACAAGAACACAACGUGAAAAUGAAGCUUCCAGGAGGGGCUGACCUGGCUCUCACAGUCAUUUCAGUCUCUGAAGACCUUCUC
Messenger RNA from Rhinolophus ferrumequinum (greater horseshoe bat), 1230 nucleotides. It is a transcript of the gene CD8B, whose product is annotated as CD8 subunit beta. Gene Ontology annotation, molecular function: MHC class I protein binding; coreceptor activity. Gene Ontology annotation, cellular component: cell surface. The coding region runs from base 47 to 676 and encodes 209 amino acids. Lineage: Eukaryota; Metazoa; Chordata; Mammalia; Chiroptera; Rhinolophidae. Gene Ontology annotation, biological process: regulation of immune response. The record is from RefSeq and is a predicted model, not a curated record. The transcript is spliced from 6 exons.